Protobothrops mucrosquamatus (brown spotted pit viper) is the source of this 2175-nucleotide messenger RNA. It is a transcript of the gene ENGASE, whose product is annotated as endo-beta-N-acetylglucosaminidase. The transcript has 13 exons. The record is from RefSeq and is a predicted model, not a curated record. Gene Ontology annotation, biological process: protein deglycosylation. Bases 1 to 2094 code for a protein of 697 amino acids. Gene Ontology annotation, cellular component: cytoplasm. Lineage: Eukaryota; Metazoa; Chordata; Lepidosauria; Squamata; Viperidae. Gene Ontology annotation, molecular function: mannosyl-glycoprotein endo-beta-N-acetylglucosaminidase activity.
AUGGAAAGCCGAAGAUCUUCUGUUCUCCACAGAGUGGUCAAUUUUGCUCCUGAUCCACUCCCUGCCAGGCAAUAUGACAGGCAAACCACUGAACCAAUCAGCUUCUACCUCUCUGGAUUGGAAGAGCUGCUUGCUUGGAAACCCACCAAGGAUGAUGCUUUCAAUGUGUCUACUGAACCAUUGGCUAAACGCCAGCCCCCUCUUGACAGCCACCGGCCCCGUACACUGGUCUGCCAUGACAUGAGGGGAGGCUAUCUUGAAGACAGGUUCAUCCAAGGCGCAAAGGUACGUGACCCUUACGUGUUUUACCACUGGUGCUACAUUGACAUUUUUGUUUACUUCAGUCAUCACUUGGUCACCAUCCCCCCAGUGGUGUGGACUAACGCUGCUCACCGCAACGGCGUCCUCAUGCUAGGAACGUUCAUCACAGAGUGGAUAGAGGGGGAGAAGAUGUGCGAAUCGUUUCUGGCAGGCGAGGAGGAAGCCUACCUUGCAGUGGCUAAGCAGCUGGCUGCAAUCGCAGAAUUUUAUCGUUUUGAUGGCUGGUUGGUCAACAUUGAAAACUCUUUGCAUGUUUCGGCAGCUCAGAAGAUGCCCCAUUUCUUACAACAACUGACAGCCGAGGUGCACAGACUGGUACCUGGAGGACAAGUGUUGUGGUAUGACAGUGUCCUGAAGAGUGGAGAACUCAAGUGGCAGAACGAGCUCAAUGAACAAAACAAAGUUUAUUUUGAUGUUUGUGAUGGCUUCUUCACCAAUUACAACUGGAGAGAGGAACAUCUGCUGCGAACUAGAGAGGCAGCCAGUAGCCGGCAGACUGACGUCUAUGUGGGGGUUGAUGUGUUUGGACGAGGCGAUGUUGUGGGCAGCGGCUUUGAUACCAAGAAGUCACUGCAGAUGAUUCGAGAGCAGGGUCUUUCGGUAGCCCUCUUCGCACCUGGCUGGGUAUACGAGCACCUGGGCCCAAGAGACUUCCUGAACAACGAGGAUAAAUUCUGGGCCCUGCUGUCACAACUACUAUCUAUUCACCACAUCGUCUCCCUCCCCUUUUGCACCAGCUUCAACCUGGGUGUGGGUAAUCGGCACUUCAGUCAUGGACAGGAGACAAGGACGGAGCCGUGGUACAACCUAAGUGCUCAAGAGAUCCAGCCAAUAUAUGCCAGCCACAGAAUGCCUGACAGGGGCUGGGUGCGGACCCGGUGCUGCCUGCAGGAAGCCUGGUGUGGAGGCAGCUCCUUGCUGCUGGAGGGGGCCAUCCCAGCCAAGGCUGAGGACGUCACAACCAGGCUAUUCUCAUUCCAGAUGCCAGCACCCUCGCGGUUAUUCCUGGUCUUGAUUUUUAAACACGAUUACCGCCUUCAAGCCACGGCUCUGGCACCAUUGCUCACCACCCGAGAAUCAUGGUCACGCCCUGACAGGGGGGCAUCUACUUUAUCAGCAGAACCAACACGACAUACGCCCUCCCUGCUUCAUACGCCUCCUCCUGGCCUCACCCGGUUCCUCAGAGGAUGUGAGCAGCGUGGGGAACAUGGCUGGCAAAAUCGAUGUUAUGAAUUGGAGCUUCGGAAUUGCUUCCUGGAUGAACUCUCCCUCACUGUGUCCCGUCGUCAACCGGGACGGGAGGAGAUGCCCUUCACAUGCCGCCUGGGCAAGAUCUGGGUGCUGGAUGCUGCCUCCCUGUCCACUCCCAAUGAAACCAGUUCCAUGUUGCCCAUGGAUGCCUCCCAUGUCCACUGGCACCGUCCUUCAGCCGAGCACCUCUCUGUCAGUUUCACUUUGAGCUGGACUUAUCCUUCCAGCAAGGCCACCUGCUUCCGUGUGCAUCACCGGAGCGGUUCGUGUGUCAGAGACUCUGAACCGCCUCUUCUCCUGCUUGGGGAAGCACAUGGCUGCCUGUACCGCGUGACUCAGCUAGCAGUGCCUAACCCUCAAACUGUGUCCUCAUGCCGCCUGGAGCUCCUGGUGGAGCCAGUCCCUAAUGAUGGGAGCAACGUUGAUUCUGCCAUGUGGGGAAAACUCACCUUUGUGUACUCUAACCCAAAGCUACCAGUGAACGCUGCCACACUUCCUCCACACCCACACCCUGGCCCGUGAACAUAACAUAGACAGAAGCUUCACCCAUCAUAAACUAAGGCUAAGAGGUGCACAAGGUGACAUCCUUUUAAUAAAGCCUGU